Molecule: messenger RNA, 3515 nt
Organism: Fundulus heteroclitus (mummichog)
Lineage: Eukaryota; Metazoa; Chordata; Actinopteri; Cyprinodontiformes; Fundulidae
Gene: socs9
Product: suppressor of cytokine signaling 9
Exons: 2
Coding region: 421-2049 (542 amino acids)
Biological process (GO): phosphatidylinositol phosphate biosynthetic process; intracellular signal transduction
Cellular component (GO): phosphatidylinositol 3-kinase complex
Molecular function (GO): 1-phosphatidylinositol-3-kinase regulator activity
Source: RefSeq, a predicted model, not a curated record
UUGGAUUCAUAUAGCGCUUUUCUAGUCAUAAUGGCCACUCAAAUCACUUUGAACUAGAGCCACAUUCACCCAAUCGCACUCACUAACGCGCACGACGCACAGAUCAGUAGAUGUGCCUUGCCCAGAGGCACAUCGACACGGAAUCGACCGCGCGCCUUCGGAUUGCAAGAUGACUACGCUACCCACUUUGCCACAGUCGCCCCAGCCUCGCUGGGUCUAUGAAGACCAACAGACACUAUCUACGUAACCAGAUGUUUGUUGUUUAACAUCUGUACGGCCACUAUGCCUGGACACUGACGGGGACAUUCCAAACUAGCGAUGUGGAUGGAAAACUGGCUCAAAGAUAACUGCGUUUCCAAGUUAUCCCCUGGUAACUUUCUAAGGCGGUCCAGCUGUAACUGCUUCUCCACAUAAUCCACAAUGUCAUUACCAAAUGAGUCAGGAAACAGAGGGAAAGACCGAGAGAGGGGGGCCCGCCCAAAGGUGAGGCAGAGCCGCUCCGAGGAGAGGAGGGACUCCGGCGGUGGGCGCAAAGGCGGAAAGGGGAAGAAAAAAGGCCUCUCCUCGCACGAAGCGGCGGCUGAGCGGCCCGUCAGUGACGGCUUCGAGUACGGCGAGCUGUUAAAUGAUCUGGACGCCAAGAGCCAAACUUCCCCCUCCCCCUCCCCUCUGAGGGAGACGUGGAAAUGGCAGGGCUUGGAUGUCACGGCGUCGUCUUCGGGGCAAGGCGCUGCAGCCAAGCAAGGUCCGGGCACGGUCGGCUCGGCCUCCGAACUACCCGCUCUCUGCGAGGCAGAGGGCAGAGGUUCAAGCAGCAGUCGCACUCUCAGGCAAAAGAUCCAGGACGCGAUGGGCCAAUGUUUUCCCAUCAAGACGCACAGCGCCGCAGCACCGGCUCCACCCCCGCAGGCCUUUUCGCCGUCAGCCGCCUGCGCCUCCUCCAGGCGGAAGAUCCAUCUGAGCGAGCUGAUGCUGGACGACUGCCCGUUCCCCGUAGGGUCCGAGCUGGCCCAGAAGUGGUACCUCAUUAAGCAGCACACCGCCCCCAUCACUCAGCCUCCGCUGCUGGAGACGGCAGUGGUGUGCAGCGCCCCGACCUCGGCGCUGGCCGCCGUGGAGGACGUGGACGACAGGCUGCGGGAGCGCCGGCGCAUCAGCAUCGAGCAAGGCGUGGAGCCCCCUCCCAACGCCGAGAUCCACACGUUCGAGGUGACGGCUCAGAUCAACCCGCUGUACAAGCACGGCCCCAAGCUGGCGCACGGCAUGAACGAGCUGGCCGGGACCGACGGCGCCUCCGCCCAUCAGCAGCAGCAGCUUCUUCUCCAGCGGCAGCACCAGCUCCUGCUGCAGAGCUGCCUGGACACUCUGGACGAAGUCGCCGCCUCGGCGUCCGCCGCCCUCCACGCCGCCGACGCGGCGCCCUCGGAGCCGCCGGCGGACCCGGAGGCGACGGCGAACAGCCUCACCUCCAGGGCGGCACUGCCUCGGCCCGAGCAGGAGAAAUCCCACGAAGGCUACCGCUUCCACACCCAGAUCGACUACAUUCACUGCCUGGUCCCCGACCUGCUGCAGAUCACCAACCUGCCGUGCUACUGGGGCGUCAUGGACCGCUACGAGGCGGAGACGCUGCUGGAAGGAAAGCCCGAGGGCACCUUCCUGCUGCGCGACUCCGCCCAGGAGGACUACCUCUUCUCCGUCAGCUUCCGCCGCUACGGCCGCUCCCUGCACGCGCGCAUCGAGCAGUGGAACCACAACUUCAGCUUUGACGUCCACGACCCCAGCGUCUUCCACGCGCCCACGGUGACGGGGCUGCUGGAGCACUACAAGGACCCCAACUCUUGCAUGUUCUUCGAGCCCCUCCUGUCCAACCCCAUCCACCGCACGCACCCCUUCAGCCUGCAGCACAUCUGCAGAGCCGUCAUAAGCAGCUGCGCCACGUACGACGGCAUCAACGUGCUCCCCAUUCCAAACGCGCUGAAAAAACACUUGAAGGAAUACCACUACAAGCAGAAGGUGCGAGUACGGCGGAUGGACACGUGGUGGGAAUGAGAAGCGAGGUUAAAAACGGACACGAGGACACCACCAAAUACAGCCCUGUGUAGAAACUCACGCGACACUGUAUUUAUUUAUUUUAUUUCUGCUGUAUGUCAUAACAAUUGUACUAAACCACACUGAUGAAGCGACGUUUAAUCUCACCGAUUCUUGCACAUUCGGAGUGAUGUUGAGCUCGAAUUAAACAAACGGAUUUCAGAUUCACGCUGCUCGGAGGACUGCGUCUCGUCUGUGUCUUCGAGUGUGACUAAAUCAUCUUAAUUAUCCGAUGAUGAGGGAAUGAAUCAAGAUGAUUAUAAUGGAACAGCUCAUCGAUCACACACUGAGAAGCUGAAACACAUCCGUGCUGCGAUCGUCACAGAGAGGUGUUGCAGCGCUACAGUGCUGUGCAGAAGUCUUUAUACUCCUUGAACUUUUUCACAUUUUGAUGUGUAAAAAAAACAAACACAGAUUUUACUACUUUUUUUUUUUUUUUUUUUUUGGUUUUGGACCAACACAAAUAAUAGAUAAUUUUGAAGCGUAAAGAAAAAAGAUGGAUUGUUUUAAAAAGAUUUUAUAUCUAAAAAAGUCUGGUGUGCUUUUGCAUUCAGCCCCUUUAGCCUGAUAACCCUAAAUAAGGUCCAGUGCCAUUAUUUAUACCUUACCAGUUAUUGGUCUGGGUGUAAUUAAACUGCGUGUAGGUGUAGCUGCUCUGUUAAGAGCUCAAAUGUUUGUUGGAUAAUAUUACUGAAACAAUUUCAAUAUGAUGACAAAGGAACUGACCAGAUCAGGUCAGGAAUAAAGUUGUGGAGAAUUUUAAAGCAGGUUUAGGUUAUUAAACUUAUCAAACUUAUUUUCCGGUGCCCAAGCACUGGAAAAUAAAGUCUUUCUGACCAGAUUAGACUAAAACUAAAUUAGAAAAGAGUUUGGCACGCCUUUAAAAAUGGUGGUGGCAGUAUUAUGCUGUGGGGAUGCUGUUUUGAGGGGGGUAGGGAAAGGAAAGUUACUCAGAGUUGAUGGAAAGGUGGAUGGAGCUAAAAAACAACAACAAAAAAACAGGGUAAUCCAAGGAUUUAGUGGACUGGUUUGGAUCAAAGCAUUAAUGUGGUAAAAUGGCCCGAGAUCUGAACCGCAGAUGUUAUCAGUCCAGUUUGACAAGAAUGGUUACAAAGAAUCUCCAGAUGUGCAAAGCUGGUAGAUGGGACCCCAGAAGAGCUGCAGCUAACAUUGUUUAAAGCGCUGACUCUACAAGCUAAGGGGCAGAAUACAAAUGCAUGCCACACUUUUUUUUUUUUUUUUUUUUUAGAUUAUUUGCGUGAGAAAGCUAAUGCACUAUGUUGUGGAUUAUAUGCAUUGUUAGGCAAUGAGAGUUUUAGUUUUAGGUCAAUAUAAGUGCUCAAUAGGGGGCGCUAGGGUGCCACCCCCAUCAAAAUUGCAGGAAAAAGUGUAAACAUAAUUUACAAAAAUAAAAAGUAAUUCUCACA